Molecule: messenger RNA, 239 nt
Organism: Tuber aestivum (summer truffle)
Lineage: Eukaryota; Fungi; Ascomycota; Pezizomycetes; Pezizales; Tuberaceae
Source: the annotation of a GenBank genome assembly
AUGAAUAUUAUCUACUCAAUAGAUUAUGGGAGAGUAUGCAUAAUCAAGGCCUUGUACCCCUCCACCGACUUCACAAGGUCCGUGACCGUAACAAAUUCUGCGUUACCGUGCGCUGUGAGAAUUCUGCUAACCAUCAGCCUCCACCUUCAGAGCAUGCCGUACACAAAUGGUACUCACGAUCCGGGACCAUAAAGGUAUCUCUUAUGACUCCCCUUCAAAUUCGGGAUAUCCGUUCCAUA